AUGUACAUAGGUUACGAACUUAUCGCCGACGCCUGUCGCCUUGAAGACGAUGCACAAGCUCUACUCGUCAAGUUUAAGAUUGAAGAGCACCGCUUGCUCAACUGGGGAAAGCUGGUUCAGCUAGACUACACAGAAGAGGAUCUGCUGCUCAACCAGUUAUCAAGAGGAAUGAUCAUGGAUAUCCUCCACCAGCAGCAGAAGUUACUCGCUUCAUUUGGUCGACUCAACAAAAGAUACGGAAAGUUGACUAAGCCUUUGCUACAAGAGCAGAAAGAGCAGUUCGUAAUCGACUCGAAUCGUCUACUGGAGAACGGCGGCAGCAUGUCUGAAGCUAGCACGCGCUCUGUCCAGUUCCCACCUGCCGAAGAUUUGGUGAUCAAAGCCCUUGACUGGCUGAAGAAGUCAAGAGACGUACCCAAGAGAAUCAGAUGGGCUUCAUGGGAUCACGAAAGAAUGGAGAAGUUGAUUGGGAAUCUCUCCGGCUUCAACGACAAAAUGCAUGAGGCCCUUGACAAGGCGCAGAUGGAGACGAUGCUCGACAUGCAGACAAGGUUCAACUACCAGAUUGUGUUGUUGAACAGGCAGAUGGAGAACAUGGUGCAGAUUUGGCAGUCAGACCGCAUCGAACAUCGCCCAUAUGGCAUGAUCACAGACCUUGACGACUCUGAGUACGACCUCGUCAAUGGCAUCACUACGCUUGGUAAUCGUAGCCUGACGCGGCUUGGCACGUUGGCACAGCAGAAGUUCGUUCAUCUCGCGAUCGAGGAUUCGCAAGACGUCAGUGAGGAGUACGGCAACUCCAUCGACCUCCCACAUCUUGCAGACAACAUUCGUGAGACUGAGCUCAAACUCAACGAAAUAUGGACAAAGAACGGGCAAACUUUCCCGGAUGAUGCUGAUGAAGGGGAGAGGACCGAGGCGUCUUACCGUGGAGCCCCAGUCUGGAUCGAAUGGAAGCCAAACGAAGUUGCUGGUCCAGGCCAGCCAGACGGCCAAGUUGACCCCAAAAUCCGCACACGAGUGCAGAAGCUCGCAGCCCUCCUGAAUCAGAACAACCGCAAAGUAACUUUUAGAGCACCGCACUGUCUCGGUUACUUCGUCGACCAGAGCGAAGACCAGUCACGCUUCGGUCUCGUCUUCGAGAAGCCCGCUUCCGUCCCACCCUCAACACCUCCCACCACACUCCGCACCAUGAUCGAAGACACCAGCGCCGAGAUCCCCUCCCUAACCGACCGCAUCAAUUUAAUGCGCCUCCUCGCCGAGACCCUCGAGCGCCUCCACGCCGUCGACUGGCUCCACAAAGGCCUCCGAUCCGCCAACAUCCUCUUCUUCCAGCACACAAACCGCAAAACCGGAGCUCUCGAAAUCAACUACUCGGACCCAUACAUCUCCGGCUUCGAUUACAGCCGCCCAGCUACCAACGACGACAUGACCGAGCGUCCCACCGACAACCCGCGCGCAGACAUUUAUCGCCACCCGCACGUCCAAAGCACGGGAAACCGCGAGGAAUCUUCCUCUGGUCGUGAGAGUUACAAGAAGUCGUAUGACAUCUACUCCCUCGGUGUCGUACUACUUGAAAUUGCGUACUGGAAGACUAUCGAUCAGAUUCUGGGAAUCGAUCUUGUGACGGCUAGGCCGAAGCAGACGUGGCCGGUUAUGGAGAGGUUGGUUAGGAAGGAGCCGCGGCAUUUGGCGUUUGUGAAGAGCUAUCUGGGAAAUACGGUGGAGGGGGUGAUUCGGGCGUGUCUCGAAGGGCCUGAGGCGUUUGGGUUGGCGAGGGAGGCGGAUGAGCGGAGGGGCGUUGUUGCGGCAGCGUUGCAGAGGGGGUUUGGGGAGCUGGUUGUUAGGAAGUUGGGUGGGAUGAAGGGGAUAUAG
Molecule: messenger RNA, 1875 nt
Organism: Parastagonospora nodorum SN15
Lineage: Eukaryota; Fungi; Ascomycota; Dothideomycetes; Pleosporales; Phaeosphaeriaceae
Exons: 1
Coding region: 1-1875 (624 amino acids)
Biological process (GO): protein phosphorylation
Molecular function (GO): protein kinase activity; ATP binding
Source: RefSeq, a predicted model, not a curated record